This is a messenger RNA of Podarcis lilfordi (Lilford's wall lizard), 5456 nucleotides long. The record is from the annotation of a GenBank genome assembly. NCBI's taxonomy places the organism in Eukaryota, Metazoa, Chordata, Lepidosauria, Squamata, Lacertidae.
AGCAGAGGAGAAUGGAGUUCAGGUCUUUUACAUGAAGAGUAAAUAUUAGAGAAGUAGAAAUGUUGGGAAAUUCCUUCCUGGAUACAAAAACUGCAGCCACCCAUUAAAAAGCUAUAAAUGUGACAAAGCUGUUCAAACACACUUAAACCUCAGAGAGUGCUAAGGAGGAAUUGAGAGAAGAACUGAGAUCAGUUUAAAACCCCCCAAAAAACAUCAAGAUGAUGCUGGGAACAUCAAGACCCUGCAGCUUCCUUUGUCCAGGUUUGUUUUUUCAUUUCUGAUAAUAUGUUUAAUUCUCUUCCCAAAAUCAGGACAAGCAUGCAAAGUGGUGCUGAUUAGCUGGCAUUUCAUCCAGGGCUUGUAAGAGCAAUACUGGGAAUACACAAAGCUUGGGGCCAGGGCACACUAAGAAUGGUCUUGUGGCACGUUUGCCCUUACAUCCAGACACCCCAGAUGUUGAACUCCGUCUCUGUCAGCUCUCUGCCAGCCUGGCCAGUCACCUCAUGAAAGCUGUAGUCCAGUAAUAUCUGGAGGGCAAGAGGCUCGCAACCUUGGCCCAACCAAUUUUAAGAUCAUCUAAGGAUGCCCCACUUAAAAUGCUUCCAGGUUCUGAAAUGCGCUACAGGUUGUCCCAUUCUCCUCAUGCACGAUCCUUUGCAGAAGAGGCAGCUAAGCUCACUUUUGUUUUCUGAGCCUCCUGAGCAUUAUUGUUAAGGCUUGACUAUUGAGAUGGGUAUUUGCUGCUGGAUGAGGUGACUGCUUCAAGUGUCAGGAUCUACAGGGGCAGCCAAUCUGUCCUCUGAGGAAUGUAUUGCCUGCUGCUGCAUGCUCCUUGGAGACCUCCUUUACAGCCCUCCACCAAUAGGGAGAAAUUUAUAAUUCUGUCUUUUUUUUUUUUUUAGCAGCCUCCCUGGGACCUCUCUCAAGAAAAUUAUAUUUUUCUCCUCAAUGCGAAGCCUUCUUUUAAAAUUAGUUUGUAAUAUUCUAUCUCUGAGAGCUACAGAGUUCAGACAUACUAAAAGGUCACCUAGCCAUUUAUUCGCCUUUGCUAUAGUAGAAUUGACUCUAAAGAUUUUAUCAAUCUUUCUGCCCACUUUCAUGAGUGAUGUAAUCAAGUAGAAAUUAAACUCAUGUAGUCCAAAUGUGACUGCCUAUGUGGCUAUCUCUUUAGCUAUCUACACUACAUAAAUGCUAAGGUAGUUUAUUUCUUUUAUCUUUUGCUUCAGGUGUCUGGAUUUUGACCAUAGUUUUGGCCAGAGCUGGAGAAGUUCAAGCAGAUUCUUCUGGUAUUCCCGGUCCACCUGGUCGACCUGGUUUUCCUGGUCCUCGUGGUCCACCUGGUCCUCCUGGUCUUCCUGGUCUUCCUGGUCCUCCUGGUUUUCCUGGUGUUCCUGGUUUCAUUGGUCCUCCUGGUCCUCCUGGUCCUAUAGGUGCUCCCGGACCACAGGGGGCACCAGGUAUGAUCUCUAGCUUAAUUCUCAGCAAAUUUUUUACUACUAGUACUACUACUAAUACCUUUAUUGUCAAUGUACAACCUGUGUACAAUGAAAUUAACCGAGCUUUCCUCCCCACAAACACUCAAUCUCAUUGCACUCUGUGUGCUUGUCGCACAACACACCAACCCCGAAAGUCAGUUGCACUACAUUAUUUUCCAUUCAGCAGCCUAACAGCCCACGGACAGAAACUGUUUUUUAACCUGUUGGUACGACUGAUUAUACUUCUAUAUCUCCUGCUCGAGGGUGGAAGAUUAAAGAGGUGCUGUCCGGGGUGUGAAUCGUCCCUGAGAAUUUUUCUCGCUCUCCUAAGGCAAUGAUCCUUUGCGAUGUCAUCUAGCGGGCUCAAGGGACAGCCCAUGAUACUACACUUUGCAUGGAAGACAGAACACUUUAGAAACCAAGCAACAGAAAUCAAGUUCUUGGUUAUGUUUACCAAAUAAACAAAGCAGGUGCUGGGUUUAAUCCUGGAUUGCAGAUAGAAACAGCUUUGGUCACCCUGUUGGUCACCUGUUUUAGGGAGAGGGACUGGGAGGAGAGUCAGUGUCAGGAGUGAGCCAGCAGUAAAUCACACUGUUCAAGUUAGAGUUAAGUAUUAGCAAAAGCACAAUCUGCACAGACUUGGUGGAAUGUUAGACCUAAUGAGCACCACAACCCAUCCCCAGUAGGUCCUUCCCCAUGAAGCUGUUGCUGAGACUGAAAGUCUCUGCCUAUCCACAGCUACCUAAGUCCCUUCCUCUCCAGGAUUCCCCCCCCCCCAAAGCAAUCAGAGACUGUGCUUGCAUGUUGUCAGUCUCUCCUCUUCCCUUUUCAUGCCUCUUCUGGUUCUGGGAGACAAGUGGGGAAGCAGAGCUUUUAGCAGUGGGGGGGGGGGGAGCCCAUUGAGUUUAAUGGUGCAUGCCACUGCCAAAGUCGUUUUUCCUGGAACCCCACCCCUUUCCCAUCCCGUUUUAAUUUUUACUUGCAAUAUACAGUUGCUAUUUGUUUUCAUAUUCUUUUUAGGAAAUUUUGCGGAACGUUGUUGUAUUUUUUAAAUUGUUUUUUAGUACACCACUUGGAGAGAUUUCACUAUAUCAAAUGGUAUAAUUUUUAUGAUUAUAUAAAACCAAAGAAGGUCAAAAUAUGGUAAGAAACAGCUACAAAUUUUAGUAACUGCAAUAUUGUGUUGUUGCUGCUUUUUUAAAAAAGUAUAGUAAGGGAGCCGAGUUCUGUUCAGGUUUCUGAACACCUGAAUGUCUAAACUCCAGUUCAGUUCUGGUUCAGCCACUAAUCUGAACUAUUUUUCAGCCUGCUGAAAUGCAUUUCAUAUAACUGACCACACAGAAGGCAAGCUACCAGCAAUCAUCAGGUCUACCAAAUGCCCGAAACAUCCCUUUUUUUGCUAUUCAAGGAAAGUAGCUAAAAAUCAAGUGGUUUACUGAGAGACUGGUGGGCCAUAUUUUGUUUUGCACAGGGUUAAUAUCCUAAACAUUAACAAUUUACUAACAAUUAACAAUUCUAUAAUAUUAAGAUAAUGCUAAAUAUGUAGCUUGAAAAUUAUUUUUUUUCCAGUACAAAUCCUCAUCACAUCCUCUAUAAGGCCAUCAAAGUCCAAAAAUUAGUGUAUUAAAGGUAAAGGUAAAGGGACCCCUGAGCAUUAGGUCCAGUCGUGACCGACUCUGGGGUUGCGGCGCUCAUCUUGCUUUAUUGGCCAAGGGAGCCUGUGUACAGCUUCCGGGUCAUGUGGCCAGCAUGACUAAGCCGCUUCUGGUGAACCAGAGCAGCGCACGGAAACGCCGUUUACCUUCCUGCCAGAGCGGUACCUAUUUAUCUACUUGCACUUGAUGUGCUUUCGAACUGCUAGGUUGGCAGGAGAUAAUUACAAUAAUUAGUGUAUUAAUUGGUAGUUAUUGCUGUCCCACUUCAUCAAUAAUGCUCAAAACAGCUUAUGGCAUUAACAUUUUGCACUGGGAAUUUCAGGGAGAGUAAGUGUGGUUGACACUGAAGGUAUUCUGUGCAUGAGCCUACAGAGCAGCUGGUUUGGGGUACCUGCUGUGUUGCUAAGGCUAUGCAGGUGCAGAACCCUGUUUUACCUUCCCAGCUGGCCAAGACCUUUGUGGGGAAAUGUUGCUCGAUUCAUAAUACAACUAAGCACUGCAAGCUGAACAAAUUUGAAUUCCAAACCAGGAAAUCAAAACCUUUGGCAACAUCUUAGUGCCACAACAGCAGGAGAUGGAUAAACGUGAAUAUCCAAACAACUUUUUCUCCCUUCUCUAUUCUCCCACUACUUUUCCUCUGUAAAAUCACCCCUCACUCCAGUGCAUUGGUAGAGGAAAAAUCAGGCAUGAGUGUUGCAAUACCUAAUGCCGUUUAAUCCUAUAUACAUCAUUUUAUCUGUUUGCCAUCUUCCCACAUUUAAAGCCAUGCUCAUUACAAGCCAUUACAAACAUAGCAAAAGUGGUCAUAAACAAUAAAUAAAACACAUCAAAAAGCACACAAUGGAAUAAAAAUAUUUCCACAUAAGUCAUUAUAAUACAGAUAAAGAUACAAAACAACAACAACAAAAAAAAAACCACACCAAUGACAGCAACACCAACUUCACAACAAUGCCCUCCUUAAACAAUACGUCAAGCGUCUGGUCAGCAGUCUCCGCUUUUGUAGCUGGAGUCAGUCAGGGUCCUGCCCUCCCAGGCCAGGUGGAAAAAGGCCUGCAAGGCAGAGAGCAGGUCUUCCAGGACUCAAAGCCAAGAUGGUUUAUACCAGAUGUUGAUGAACUACAGCUCCAUCAUUCCUGACUACUGAACAUGCUGGCUGGGACUGAUAGCAAUUGGGGGUCCAACAUUUGGGGGGCAGCAGGAAUCCCAUUUCAGCUCUAGAGAUUCUGAGAAAGAAAUUAUUUCUAUUUGCAUGACAACUUCAAUGCACUGCUAACUUCUUUUUUUAACAGCCAAAGCUGGGUACCUGCCAUUCAAACACUGCUUUUGUGCCUGGGCCCUAUGAGUGGUUGGAAGAGUCUGUACCCAAACAGCUGCAGGCUAUUUUGAUUUGAGACAGACAUCUUUCACUGCUUUUUCUGCUAAAUUGUUCCCCCCCCCUCUCUCUUCAAUUUUUAAAAAGGUUUGCCAGGGACUCCAGAAUUGAUAUGCCCUCAUGGAUUGCCAGCAGCUGAUGGUCAACCAGGCCUAAGAGCACCACCAAAAUCUGCAUUUUCUGCAAAAGUGGGCAAAAGCUAUCCAGCACCUAAUCAGCCCAUAGGAUUUCAAAAUAUUCUAUACAAUGAGCAGCAAGUCUUUGAUGAGUCAUCUGGCAUAUUCACCUGCCAAAUCCCAGGAGUAUAUUAUUGCACCUACAACCUGGAGGGACACCAGAAUUCACAUAUGAUCCUGGCAAGGAAUGGUACAGAGGUGAAAGCAUCUGAUCAGAUUACCUCGGAUGCUUAUGAAAACCUGCCGCAAAGUGCAAUCCUUAAAUUAGAGAAAGGAGAUAGGGUGUGGUUGGAUGCAAAAAAGGCUCAUGAUGGGAUAACAGAAGGAAGCUAUUUUUUGUGCUAUCUCAUAUAUGACUCUUAGAUUAUGCAGUACUCUGGAUCCAAAUGGCUCGCGUCAAAAUUUGUCCUGCAAACAUUUGGCUAGAUGGUUUUUUCUGAUUUGCAAGAAGUACACCUAAUCUAUAAUAGGUACACUUAGGCAUGGGGAAGAAUUCUAAAUGGGAAGCUAGGAAGUGGGACUCAUUGGACAUCUGAGUAAACAUGCCUAGGAUGCAGUUGGGUUCUGGCACACCAAUGGCUCAGAAGCAUUGUUUUACAAUUUUCAUAGAAACAUGAAAGCAGAACAUGAAGUGUGCAUUGAUUUCCAUGAAGUUUAUUAGAAGGCUACUGCUUCUAUAUUUACGAAUCAAAAGGAUGUGCUUCACAUUGUUUCCACAUCAGCAUAAGUGCAUGCAUGUAAUCAUUUGUUUAAAAUUAAACGUUGUGUCAUAAAAAAA